Molecule: messenger RNA, 336 nt
Organism: Trypanosoma cruzi
Lineage: Eukaryota; Euglenozoa; Kinetoplastea; Trypanosomatida; Trypanosomatidae
Exons: 1
Coding region: 1-336 (111 amino acids)
Source: RefSeq, a predicted model, not a curated record
AUGCUGCGUCGUGGGUGGGUUGCUCCUGUUGUGGGGCAACGCUUUUCUCCGUUGCGGCUGCAGAAUCGCCGGUUUGGGGAUAAAAUUGUGGUGGGGUCUUGCGCCGCACUUUCCACAAGUGUGACUAUUCUUGGCAUCUUUCACCUUAUCGUGACGCCCGUGAGCCCGGCGAUUGCCGCUGCGACUCUUUCAGCGGCAGCGGUGAGCGGGGCACUUGUUGUCUUUGAGGGCGGAAAGAACGAGGGUGGCACGACCUUUGGUGCCGUCAUUGGCGUAUUCUUCGGUGCGAUGGGAGGCUACUACGCCAAGUCCUCCAAGGAACCGUGGCGGAAGUGA